AGCGGGUGAAUCAGCUGACAUUUUCUAUCAUAUCCGGAGAUUUCUCGAGAAACUGAGAGAUCGAGAGAGAAAAUAAUUCGCAGGGAAUUAGGAUAGCUUUAAAUUUUCCUGCGUGUUAUCGCUCUCGAUUCAUCUCCGGUUACCUGAUCUAUUCGUCACCAUGACAACAUCAAGGCGUCUUGCAGAGAGGAAGGUGGAGAAGUUCCAAAAGAACAUAACAAAGAGAGGAGCUGUGGCUGAGACUACUACAAAGAAGGGGAAUGAUUAUCCUGUCGGCCCCGUCCUGCUUGGGUUCUUCAUUUUCGUCGUCAUUGGAUCCUCUCUCUUCCAGAUUAUCAGGACUGCGACCGGUGGAGGCAUGGCAUAAAUCUGCACAAGCAAAUGUUGAGAAAUUGCAGAGACUGUGCUCCUUUUCUGUUAGUUUUGUAGGGAAUUGACGAUACAUUUACUAGAAAUAUGUUUAUGUUGUGAAGUGUUCGAAAUUUGAAUAAAUUAAACUCCUCCCGUUCCGUGGCUUUUCA
Molecule: messenger RNA, 521 nt
Organism: Hibiscus syriacus
Lineage: Eukaryota; Viridiplantae; Streptophyta; Magnoliopsida; Malvales; Malvaceae
Product: stress-associated endoplasmic reticulum protein 2-like
Exons: 3
Coding region: 161-367 (68 amino acids)
Biological process (GO): endoplasmic reticulum unfolded protein response
Cellular component (GO): endoplasmic reticulum
Source: RefSeq, a predicted model, not a curated record